CAGAACGAGGCGGAGGACAUGUUGCGUUGAGAGCUCCCGAGUGCUAAGAACGGCAGCAGCAGCCAGACUCUGCGCGGCGACCCCACGGAGGUCUGCGCUACUUCACGAUAGCAGCAGCCCUCCCGGGAUGAAUCGAAGGUAGUCUGUUGUCCGACCGUGCCUCCUCGGUUGUUUGCCCUCAUUGUCAGCCCCCAUCUGAAACCGCUGUUUGAGACCCCCUCCCUCGCUUGCACGCCCCGACGAGUUCCGGCUGUUGAGUUCUGUGUUGUGUGUGUGUGUGAGCAUCACCUGUGACGACGAUGACUGUCUUGACGGCGUAAGGGCAACAACUAUGCGCUAUCCCUCCCGCACGUCGGAAUGACUGUCGCCCGAAAACUGUUGGAUGAGCGUAGCGUCGACAAACUGAGGGCUCAAGUGGGAUGCUGGACCGUCCCUCGGAAGUCUAUUCGGACCAGAGCUUCAAGAAGAGGCGGCUGGAGAACACUAGCUGUGCCCAGCGCCCGUCGGACUUGGAGCAGAACCAGGUGAGCGACGUCUCGUCGUCUUCGCGGUCCAGCCAGCAGCCGCAGCCGCACUGGGAUGCCCUGGGUGGCGGGGGGGAGCUGAAGCGGGCGGGGCUCAAGCGGCGGGCGCCACCGGACCAUGCUCCUGGGCCGGCCCCAGCAGCCAGCAGACGCCAACCCUCUUCGUCGUCCUCUUCACACGCUGCCUGGACUGGCGGGGGAAGCUCCAGCCGCCAGCACAACAAAGCUGCCACCGUGGCUCCCAACACAUCUAAAGCAAGCACCUCCGAGGGUGACUACCAGCUUGUACAGCAUGAGGUGCUGCAGUCGACCCAGCAUCAGUAUGAGGUGCUGGAGUUUCUGGGCCGGGGCACCUUCGGCCAAGUGGUCAAGUGCUGGAAGAAGGGCACCAACGAAAUCGUGGCCAUCAAGAUCCUCAAGAACCACCCUUCCUACGCUCGCCAAGGCCAGAUCGAGGUCAGCAUUCUGCACCGCCUCGCUCAGGAGCCUGCUGACGAGUUCAACUUCGUACGGGCGUUCGAGUGCUUCUCCCACAAGUCUCACACCUGCCUGGUGUUCGAGAUGCUCGAACAGAAUCUGUACGAUUUCCUCAAGCAAAACAAGUUUUCACCUCUGCCCCUAAAGUACAUCCGGCCAGUGCUCCAGCAGGUGUUGACGGCGCUGCUCAAGCUCAAACAGCUGGGACUCAUCCACGCCGACCUGAAGCCCGAAAAUAUCAUGCUGGUGGACCCCGUGCGUCAGCCUUUCCGGGUCAAGGUUAUCGACUUUGGUUCCGCCUCGCACGUCUCCAAGGCAGUGUGCUCGACGUACCUGCAGUCACGCUACUAUCGCGCACCGGAGAUCAUCUUGGGGCUGCCGUUCUGCGAGGCCAUUGACAUGUGGUCGCUAGGCUGUGUAGUGGCCGAGCUGUUCCUAGGCUGGCCACUCUACCCGGGGUCUUCCGAGUACGACCAGAUUCGAUACAUCAGUCAGACGCAAGGGCUGCCUGCCGAGCAUCUGCUGAAUGCGGCGGCCAAGACUACACGCUUCUUUCACCGGCAGACAGACUCCAACUACCCCUUCUGGCGGCUCAAGAGCCCCGAGGAGCAUGAGGCGGAGACGGGGGUGCGUUCAAAAGAGGCGCGCAAAUACAUAUUCAACUGUCUCGAUGACAUGGCGCAGGUAAAUGUGCCCACCGACCUUGAAGGGGGCGAGCUCCUUGCCGAGAAGGCUGACCGGCGCGAGUUUGUCGACUUGCUGAAGCGUAUGCUGACACUGGACCAGGAGCGCCGCGUUGCCCCCGGUGAGGCCCUCAACCACAGCUUCGUCAGCCUGAGCCACUUGGUGGACUAUGCGCACUGCGCCAACGUGCGGUCCUCCGUCCAGACCAUGGAGGCCUGUCGCCGGCCCGGCACGUCGUCUGCAGCUACCGCCCACUUUGCUCGUGGCCCCUCACCGAGCACGGCCAUCUACGCGACCCAGGGCCGAGCUGCCGCUGCGGCUGCAGCUCCAGGUAGCCUGUGCGUGUCUUCGAUCCUCUGUCCUCCUGGCGGAGCGUACAGCGUGGCUUCACCGGCCAAGCAUGUGGUAGUCGCAGCCGCCGCAGCUGCCGCUGCGGCACAGCAGGCGCCUGCCGCUGCCACCCUUCAGCUGCAGCAGUACGUGCCUGUGUCGGUCGUGGAACAGAAUGGACGCCAGGUGCUGCUGACCAACCCUGUGCAGCCGGCUUGGAGUAGCAACCGACAGAUGCUGGUGCCGGCAACGUGGCAGCCCGCGCCUCGUGGCGCUCCCGCUGCCGUUCUCUCAGAGGACGCCUGGAGCCGUUCCCUGAUGCUGGAGCGUACCGCACUUCUGCCUGCCGAGCGCGCCGCUGCUGCAGUCAUUCCACUAACUGGCGGACCCGCCUGGGGCCACGUGGUGGCUGCUACGGCGGCUGCCCGCCACCAGCCAGCGGCCACUGCCGGACAGCUCAUGGCGGCCCAGCACCACUCCGUGCCUGUGUCGGCCGCCUCGCUUUCGGUCUCGUCUUCCCUCUCCAAGCGGCACACUAAGGCCAGCCGUAGCAGCCUGUACCGGGAGGAUGACCUGUCGCUCCACCAGCAGCAGCAGCUGCAGCCGCUUCCAACCAGCCUGCACUCCUCGUCCCUGCAACAGUCGUCACUGUCCCUGGCAUCGCAACCAUACCGGCACCAGACUCAGCGCCAGGCACCCAUCGCCAUAGAGAGUGGCCACCACCACCGAGGAGGAGGCCACUCGCUGCAGUUGCCUCACCUAGCGCAGACCGUGCACCAGCAGCUGUCUCCCGUCAAGAAGCGCGUCAAGGAGAGCAGCCCACCCAAGUGGGAGGUGGCGGCCAACCCCGUUCUACCUUCAGCCGCAGCACCAGUGUCUGCUGGCCGACACCACGACACACACGGGAGCCGUCCUGUGAUCCAGAGUGGCAGCAGCGGCAAAAUCGGCAGCAAAGAGCGCCAACGCAGCACCAUUGUUAUCCGAGACACUCCAAGUCCGGCCAUCAGCGUCAUCACCAUCAGCUCCGACUCUGAGGACGACCGCGAGUCUCCGGCUUGUUCAUCGUGCAAGGGUGGCCGUGGCUGCCGCCAAUGUGCAAGUCAGCAGCAAGCCUCUUCAGCGUCGCUGCGACCUCUGCAGCCAGCUGCCACUGCAGUGCCCCUGGUGAGCUCUACAUGUGCCAGCGUGGUGCCACUGACACCAGAGGAAGAGAGGGGCUCCUACCAGUCAACACCUCGCCAGAGCUGCGGCAGUCGUGCACGCACCCAGGUGGACAGCUCCAGCUGGAGCCAGCCCCUGGGUCCGUGGGCCGCCCCACUGAUCUCUGAGCUCAGCUCAGAGGCCACUCCGCUGGCCUCGGUUUUCCAACGUCAUGGAAGCUCCACAGUGAUGCUGCCAUCAUCGUCGUCCUCUGGAGGAGGCCAGGUGGUGACCAGCAGUGGCGUCCACUCGUCCUCGCUGCGUCCACGCAUGGCCAGCUGCAUUACGGUGCCCGACUCGGACUCUGAGGGACACUACAGCCCUGCCCGAGCCCUGCCCAACUUCACAACCAGUGUGCUAACGGCCAAGGCCAUCAAGCCCGAGCCUCAAAGGGACCCACUGCCCAUCAGCAGCAGCAGCAGCAGCCUGUGCAGCCAGAAAAAGAGACUGCUGUGCCACCCAGUGGGCGGGAAUGUGGUGGUGACGCCAAAGCGGGAGGUGGACGACGACUGCAGCAUGCAGCUGCGGCCUGCUGCCGUCAAUGGCUACCUCGAAGGGGAGCGCCUUGUCAAGUGCAGCGCUCUGAUGCCCCCCGUGUCGGCAGCCGCCACUCUGGGCCGGCCGCACCUGUCCCCUCUGCAGCAUAUAGGCCAACCGCUGCACCUGGCUCCCAGCUCACAGCCAGAGCUGUACAGGGAGUACUGCCGUCCUACUGUGUACGUCGCUGCCGCCAGCAGCCUCGCCCAGCCUGCUUACCUGCCCCAGCAGGCACCUCAGAAGUACGUCCUGGCCGCCAGUGGAUUCCUGGCUCCGCCUCUGGCACCACCUCCCGCCCAUCACCACAGCCGGGGCCCUGCCCCCGCCACAGCCACGCUGACUGCGGUACCCUACGCAGCCCACCCGCUGCCCGCACACCUGCAGCCUGCGGCAGCAGGCCCCCAGGGGGCAGGAGCCGCCGCGGCUCCGCCCACUUUUCCGGCUGCACCUGCGGCGGCUGUUGCAUCGUACGGCUACGGGCUGAACCCGCUGAGCCCGGGCAAGCCCCAGUACCAACACGUGUAUCAGAUGUUUGGAGAGUGAACCAGAAGAGAAGGGCUUUCAAAGCCAUUUGUGGCCCCUGGCUACAGAGUGUCGACGUGCCGUGAAGAAUGUGAUUUGCUGCUGAGGUGAUGUGCUGCUGGGUCAGCUCUGCAGGAACAAGUGCAGAUAAGGGUGUAUGUACCAGACAUUGUGGACUGUACGCAGUUGGCUCCCACUGGUAGCUUGUGGACCUCGGGUGACUUUUUACACCCACAACCAUUUAUUCUGUUCAGUUUCUCAUUUUCCUUGUACACAAGCACACACCUGGCAGUGGUUCCAGCCCAGUUUAUGUAGCACCCAGGGCGAAAAAGUCUUGUUUUGCCUCUUUACGUGCCGCAUGCCCCACACGUUCAGCCUUCAAGGCUUUUGUCAUUAUGUUUUGCUGAGGGCUUGCCUGCUAGAAUUACUAGCUCCUGGUGUGGCCCUCUCGGGAACAUUUAUCAUCUGCUCCCACCACGGGUAUACGCCUGUCUGCACAGUGGAUACAUGUGCUCUUAGUCAAGUAUGGAGUACAGAACUGUUGCUUGAUUUUUCUUUUUCUUGACCUGCUUGCUGCCUCGCAGCAUUAUCCCGAUGGCUGUCCUCAUGGCCAUCUACAUUUGACGGAGGAUAUUGUUUUGUGAUGCCAAACAAUGUAUUUGUUUUGCCUGCCUGGUGUUUGCUUGUGUUUGGGCAAUGUGAUCACUUUGCGCACCAAACUACCGACGUUUGUUUCUCUGCGUGUGUGUGUUUGCCGUUGUGUUGGUUGGCCUGGCUGCUGCUCUCAGAGUUGCCAAGAGUGCAGGCACGAGGUUUAGUUGCACGGGAACACUGCGCUACAUAUUCUAGCUUCUGCGUGUUGAAUUGGAAUGACUUUGAGGGUGUCAUUCAUAACCCAAGCAGCUGCCUUCCUGCAGCUGUGCAUUGCCAGGGUUGAGCAUGAAACUGUGAGAGCUAUGUUGUUAGCUACGGUGUGUAUCGGGCAGGUGUGAUUUGCACCUCAAACUUCCCCUACUAUUCGAACAGUUUUUUGGCUCAUGAGAAUCGUGGCCUAGCUCGAGCACUCCUGCCAACAGCACCUUGCCUACUGUAGUGUUGGUCACUGUGCUUUGUGUAGUGAACUGUCUCUGCCAUGAGCUUCUGUGAAUGUGCGACGAUGUGAGUGAGGUGCCAGUUUAUUUGCAGUCACGACCACCAUGCAGAGACCACGACAUGCGAGGGAAGUAUGAAAACCUGACGAGCAGAGACGCUCCUUGGGUGCUGAGACUUCUCACCCGUUGGGGCUUUUUGCAUCAUAGCAGCAGGAACACCCCCUUUUUUGUAGCAUUAGUGGAGGAAUUUAGAGCAACCAUUCCAUCUCUAUCAUUGCAAGUCAAAUGCUGUCAUCCACAAUUUCCUGUAGUUUAUUUCUGCCGAACAGCAGCAUUUGCACCUUCCCGCGCCAGCUUUUCUCGUGUGAACUGAACGUCGUGUGCCUUUCUCUCCCAGCCUCCAUCGCAAUUCUUGUUGUGUUCACUAUUUUCCUCUUGCCAGGGUGGCCACGAAACAGGCCAGCUCGGGCAUUGCGUGCAUUGCUGUGAGCAAGCACCUAAUGUAAAAGACAAAUUCUAUUUCCAUCACUCUACUCUAUAAACAAGCCAGAUGUAUUUUUGUGAAGUGCCUCUCUACCUUAGAGCUGAAUGUAGCAGAUGUAGUCGUCGUAGUUUCUAGGGCCACGUCCCCCAUAAGCCAGACGUUGGUGUGCACUGCCCGAGGGAGCAGCUUUUGUGCGUGUUUUGCCUCAUUAGCAUGCGUACUCUCUCCAUGCGGCUUCUAGAAAGGUUGUUGCCCUUUAGACCAGGGAACGGUACGUUGACACCAGGUUUUACAGGGUUGUUUGUUGUAUUAGGCCGCUACCCUCUGUGUCCCUUUGCAUAAUCGGGAUACAGCUGUGGCUUUGAGUUAAAUGCAAAAAGCUUUUUUUGUUCCUAUGCUGAUUGUAUUUCCGCUUUUGUUUGAACACGUAGAGAGAAACAGUGUGUGCAUGUGCUGCCACAAAAAUUGGCUAGAAAAUAGAAGAAAAAAAUAUGAUAAGUAUAGUAGCACAUCUGUGAUGAUGGUCAUCAUAUGCAUUUUGCUUGUACAAAGCUUAUUAGGGCAGGUGAUUGGUUAUGUCAGGUGUUGCUUAGAGGCUAAAAUAUACAAAGUUGUGCCGUAUGAAGCUGUAGAUUGUGCUUUGGUUGGAAGCAAUACACUUUUUGCGUGACAAGUGCGGGCAAUUACUGUUUGUUCGUACCAGACCGUGCUACUAUUCAAGUUUGUUCCUCGAGUAGUCAACUGUCAAGGCAGUGCAAGGGAAAUGAAAAAAAAAAAUGCAGCGAUUCACUGUGCUGAGAACAUGCAUUUAAGGUAUUGUGCUGUAGGGCACGCACUCUUCGUUGCAGCAGGGAAAUGUUUUUUAAAACAAGGACGCGUGAGGAGGUGGCCUAGGCCAACACCUGGUCGUAGUGUGGCUCAGUAGUGUUGACGAGGGAGGUUGCACAAAGUGCCAUUUCUUUUUUUUUCUCUUUUUCAAGUGACUUCUUUUUUUUCCCCCUUUGUUUUUAACUCACUCUGCAGUGGCAUGGUGUGAUGGUGGCACAUUUUCCGGGAAUGCACAAUGGCGCUUUAGAAAUGUUGUACUUUGCAGUCGUGCACCCUAAGUGCAUGCUUUUGUGUGCCUAUUUCUCAAGAAACAAAAAAGGUGCAUUGUUUUUCUUUUCGUAAUGGUCACAUUAGUGUUGAAAGCCCGCUUUUCCUUCCUUGCCUGGCAAUGCUGCAGCAAUCUUGCAUAGAUAAAAUUUUUUUUUAAUAUUUUUGUAUUGUACAUCUUUUGAGCUUCAUCUCCAGAGCUUCUUUGUUUUUGCGCAUUUACCUAUUGUGUGAGCUGCAUAUCGCCUUCUUCCUCAUUCUUUGUUAGAAUACGUGCCUUGUUUUUCUGUUUUAUUUACAGUUCUUGUGUUUCUUGAAUGGAGCAGUUGCUCGUGACAAAAUGCUGGGGACGUCUUUCCCACGGUGAUAAGUUGGCACCACUCCCAUAGCUGCUUUUUUUCCGUUAACUGCGUCAAUUUCAGUUUCAUAUUAUCUCCCCCCCUCCCACGAUCCAUCUGCAUUUGUGAUGGUGUACAUAUAAUAAGCACAUUUCAAAUUGCUUGCCUCAUCCCCCCCCCCCCUCCCUUUUGGGAACAGCAGCAUGCUUCGAGAGGUCAGGGAUGCCCACACAUUUAUCUAUACUGUACAUAAUAGAACGUCACUGUUGCAUUCUAUACACGUUAUACACUGUGAGCAUAAAUACUAUAUUAGUGUACAUGUCUGUACGUCCCACAGCAAAUGGGCAAAGUAUAGGGGUUCACUAUCGAUGGGAUGGGCACUAGCGUUAUGGGUAGGAUAGGGUUGGGGGGGUCUACUGCGAUGUGGUGGGACGGGAUUUAUUACUAUGCCUUUUUUGUUGUUGUUGCUGUCCUUUCUUGUCAUUUUUUUUUAAGCAGAAAGCUUGUCCCGAGCUAAAGGGUGAAUUCCGCGAUAAAUUAGCUUGUGACUGUCUCAUCUAACGAUGAUGGUACAGGUUUUGAUUGUGUCGAAGAGGAUGACGCGAUGUUCAAGAGUUUUGCUCCUGUAUUUUGGUGGAAAUCAGCACCUCGCAUUUUUGCUGCGCCUUGCGAUAUUGUUGGCCUGCUGUCUAUCUGCUUUCUUGGUCCGAGUCUCAGAGACUGUCUUCUGUCUAGUCUCUACCCUCUUAUUCUGUAUGCAUAAACAGCAUAUGUUAUAUACUAGUCUUGAAAGCAAACAAAAAAAUGGUAAUAUUACUAUCUAAAGAGUGACUAGCUUUUUGCCUUUUCGUUUUCUUGUUUUCAUGGUGAGGCUUCAGGUGUGUUUGCUGCACACAUCUGUACUUGUGGUGCCACCUGUUAGUCUCUUUGCUGUUCUCUAGCAUUUUCUUUUAAUCAUUGGUAUUGGCUUUGUUCUGAAUUGUAGGUGCAGUGUUGACAGAGUUGUUUUGUUCAUUUCUUCCCUGCCUUCAGAUAGUACACAUUUUUAAGGUGUUUUUUUUUCUAGGGAGGAAUAUGGGAAUAGAGCCUAGCUGGGUAUGUUUACUUUUUGUUGGGAGGGCUACAAAGGGGAUAAACUGACUACCAAUGUUUGUGUACAAGCUUGUGACGUUUAGCAUCUAUUAUGACUUGCUAAAAAAAACUUGAAAAAAAUCUGAAACAGAGUUGUAGUGUAGCUGUCCUCUAGGUUUUCAUUUGUGUUGUUGUUCUAUUCCCAAUUUGGGCAUGUGUGUAUUGUGUGUGUGUAUGUGGGCGCAUGUUUUUAGCAGUGUUGACUACCGUGUACUCUGUUGUUCUUGUUCUCCUGUUGUCUGGCUGUGACUUGCAGGUGUAAAAUGCACAUCUUUUUUUUUCUCUACCUUUCGCUUCCUUCUAAGUUGUCAGUGUUUAUAAAAGUACAUAAUAGAUUUAGUAUUCGCGAGUGUGUUUUUGUUCGCUCUUGUGUGUAUUAUGUGGGUAUGGCCAGAUGCCUGUUCACUAUUAAAGAAUCGAAGAACUGGUUGA
Messenger RNA from Rhipicephalus microplus (southern cattle tick), 8845 nucleotides. RefSeq names its product Homeodomain interacting protein kinase (gene Hipk). Gene Ontology annotation, cellular component: nucleus; cytoplasm. The record is from RefSeq and is a predicted model, not a curated record. Gene Ontology annotation, biological process: peptidyl-threonine phosphorylation; peptidyl-serine phosphorylation. Gene Ontology annotation, molecular function: ATP binding; protein serine/threonine kinase activity; protein tyrosine kinase activity. NCBI's taxonomy places the organism in Eukaryota, Metazoa, Arthropoda, Arachnida, Ixodida, Ixodidae.